Molecule: messenger RNA, 324 nt
Organism: Thelazia callipaeda (thelaziosis nematode)
Lineage: Eukaryota; Metazoa; Nematoda; Chromadorea; Rhabditida; Thelaziidae
Source: the annotation of a GenBank genome assembly
AUGAUAUUCUUACUUAUCUUAUCAAUAUUGCCUACGAUCGGUGCUAUCCAGUGCUAUUCAGGAAGUCAGCUUCAGAUCAUUGAAUGUCCGAGCAUUAAUUGCAUCAAACAAUCGCUCGGUUUCGAUACGGUGAGAUAUUGCGACGGCACAGGCAUAUCAUCAAUUUGUCAAACAUAUCGAAUAUUUGAAAGUUGUGCAACUAUUCCUAAUCUGGGUCAUAUUUGCUGCUGUUCCAGUAAUCUUUGUAAUUCUGCUCAAACUUCUUAUAUCUCGAUGGCUCUAAUCUCAACAAUUACUAUUUCAUUUCUGAGGAUUCUUUUGUGA